Messenger RNA from Morone saxatilis (striped sea-bass), 2815 nucleotides. It is a transcript of the gene smpd2b, whose product is annotated as sphingomyelin phosphodiesterase 2b. The record is from RefSeq and is a predicted model, not a curated record. Gene Ontology annotation, cellular component: cytoplasm. The coding region runs from base 317 to 1648 and encodes 443 amino acids. The transcript is spliced from 11 exons. Gene Ontology annotation, molecular function: sphingomyelin phosphodiesterase activity. NCBI's taxonomy places the organism in Eukaryota, Metazoa, Chordata, Actinopteri, Moronidae.
UCUUAUCACAAGCUGACUUUACGCCGACAGGAAAAGGACGUAGCGAUGGAAGUCGUCAAACAACGCUAAGUUAGUGUUAGUUGUCUGAAGAGCAGAAAAAUGUACACCCUAGAAAAUAAUUAACUAUUUGUUUUACAAUAAUCGCCAACCGGCACGCUAACAGGAAGCGUUUCGGGUGCAGAGCCAGAAACCGAUAUUCCAACAUUGUAACGGCUCUUCAAACGGCCCCGGCUGACGUCAACAGGUUCGCGAGGAGCAGUCCCAGUCAUCUCACCUGAUCUGACACUCACAUCGACUGAUCCACCGACCUGUCAGCAUGGCUAAUGCAGACUCUGUCGGUCUGCGGGUCUUCUCUCUCAACUGCUGGGGGAUCCGCUACCUCAGCAAACACUGUCCUCAGCGCUAUGACAUGAUUGGAGACACGUUGUGCAAGGAAGAACAUGAUAUUGUCUUACUGCAAGAGGUGUGGAGUGAGAAAGACUAUCUCUCCUUGAAACAGAAACUUGGCUGUAGUCAUCCUCACUCUCAUUACUUCAAAAGUGGAGUCAUAGGCAGUGGGCUGGCCAUUUUCUCCAAACACAGAAUCCGUGACACGUUUCUUUAUCGCUACUCUCUCAAUGGUUAUCCUUACAUGGCUCACCAUGGAGACUGGUUUGGAGGGAAAGCUGUCGGGAUGGCCGUCUUAAACAUUGGCAGCCUGACUGCAAACGUCUAUGUUACUCAUCUGCAUGCAGAAUACUGCAGAGACAAGGAUUCUUAUCUACCUCAUAGAGUGGUUCAGUCGUGGGAGCUGCAGCAGUUCAUUCGCCACACCUCUGCUGGAGCAGAUGUGGUGAUUUUAGGUGGUGACCUCAACAUGCACCCUCAGGACCUCGGUAACAGACUACUGAGGACUUCCACUGGACUCCGAGACUCUUAUUUAGAGACUGCUAAGUUUGAUGGGUGUGAGGACGGUUUGACUCUGAUAGCCGACAACCCUUUUAUUAGUAAAAAGGAGCUCGCUCCCUUUGAAAAGGGAAUUCGAAUCGACUACAUCAUGUUCAAGGGUUCUUCCAAAGUAGCCAUUUAUUGCGAUUUCAUGUCCACCACCAAAGGCUCCGUCCCAGACCAUCCAUUCCCAUACUCCGACCAUGAAGCUCUGACGGCUGAACUUAGGCUGGAGACACACGCUCCAACUGAAACCGACAGUGACAGGAAAUCGGGAAAUCUGGCCACUGCUGCAGGGAAGGUGGCUGAGUUGGUAGACAUUGUGACAGAGGCUCGUACUGAAGUCAAGGUGGGUCUGCACUGUGCUGAGAGGAUGCGUUACACGGCAACGCGCACCGGAGUGAUGGGGUUGGCUCUGCUCUUUCUGGAGCUGGCCAUCGCUGCUGUGCCCUGGUUGGCCCUGGGAGCUGAACAACCUUUCCCUCGUACCUCCUUCUACAUGCUGGCUGCGCUGUGCUUCGCCAUCCUGCUGACCACCUUUCUGCUGUACAUCUUCUAUACCAUGGAGCUGAAAUCUCUGCAGGGGGCUGAAGACCAGAUGAGGCUGGCUGUAGGUAGUCUGCAAGAGAAGCUCAGGGGCUUUCCUUUGGCUCAGCCCCACAACACCCAGCGGAGGCCCCCAGAGGGUCUUGAGCCCAGUGCCUUUGACCCAGAGGAAUAAAGCCGGAGCCAACUGGGUCAAAGUGGGCACACUGAGAGAAGCCUUUGAAGUUAGCUUUAAGAGAUGGAUGUUUGAAGGAGUCAUUUAUGCUCUGAAUGUGUUUUGUGCUCUUGAGAUUCAGAUUUGUAUUGCAGACUGAAGGAGUUUUUGAAAGUAGUGCAGGACACAUGCUUUGACAUUUUUAUACUUUUUAUAUAAUCGUCUUUAGCCUUUUUUACCCCUAGAUUUCCCUCUAUGCACUUCAACAAACACACUUCCUAUUACAUAGUAUGAUACUUCUGUGUUGCUGUUCUUAAAGGCCAGAAACGUGACCAUUUGUGUUAUUCAAGCCUGAGGUCCGACUCGCAUUCCACCCACCAGUAGUUUCAGCGGGACCAGUUGUUUCUGUUUUUAAUUCCAUGCUUCCCUUUUCGCGAUUUGGAGAGUCAACCACACAGUCGCAGUGGGUCCAGACCAUUUGCUGAAAGAAAGUAGCCCUUUCUGUAAGUAAAUCUUCUGUGCAUCGUGAUCUCCACUGCACAGAAGACACAGACACUCUGAAGGUUGUAGGUUUACAUUUUGGUCAGUAACGUUUUUUCUAUGGAGGACAGAUUGCUGAGAGCUUUCAGUAGCACUUAAAGAUCCUCACGCACCAAAGCUUUUCAGUGUAGUAUACUGUAGGAAAAGGCAUAGGCUCUGCAUGUCUCAGCUAUAUUGUUCACUGUCUUGCACUUGAAAGUAUCUUAUUGUUAGAGACAAUCUUCACUCCUCUUUCCCAAAAUAUACCAGUAGGACUGUGCUGAAGAUAUUCUGUCAUAUAUAUAUACUCUUAACUUUGACCUAAUUUUUUGUUUUACAAAACAUCAUGUACUGUAGAAAAUUACAAAUGCUUAAUAUGUCUUUAGUGUGCAGUGCACUGACUUGACUAACCAGAUAAACCACUUCCUUUUAUGUAUGCUAGAGAAUGAAUUAAUGUCCCAUAUCUCUACUGAACAGUGGAAUGACUUAGCAAGCAAGAGCCAGACUGAUGACAGAUCAUUUUUAAAAUGUAUUCUUAACUUUCACCUCAAUGUUGGUAGUUCUUAAUUUUAUAAAGGUCAUAUAGUUUCAGGUAAUACCUGAUGUUCAUUCCAAUUGAAAAUUGUGACAGGCAUGAUUAUGACAGCAAUAAUAAAGACUUUAUUCUCA